UUCAUAAUAUGUUUAUUAUCUUUAAUCAUAUGAUUUUAUUUUUUUAAAGAAAGUAUAUAUUUUUUAAUUUUAUUUUCGGCCGGCAAAGCAAACGCGGGAAUUUAAGAGAAAUUACAACAAAGGCCACAAAUCAUGACGUUACGGGACCUGAGGAAGUGAGAAUCAAGAAACUUCCACGCCACCCGAAAGCUAACUGUCCCCACCAAGUCCCCCACGUUUCGCCAUUCCAUUGGUCAGCGUAAAGCUCCAAACCACGUGUCGUCCCCGAAGCUGCCUUUCUCAUUCCCUUGAAAACGCCACCAUGACCGCACAGUCUGAUUAAAUCAGUCCCCAUCUCCCACAGUCUCUACGCGUCUCGCCACGUGUUAAUCCCAACCUCACCAUGGUUAGCCCCUCAACCGCGGUCAACCCAUUGGUGGUUAGGAUCAACCCUUUUAUAAAGUACCAGUGAGCAGUGUCCGCCCUGCUUGGAGACGAAAUCGAAUCUCCACAAUCAUAAUUCCCCUCAACUCCUCCUUGAUUGACCUUUGUUUCUCUCCGAUUUGGGAAAAUUUUAGUCUAAUUUCUUCUGCGCGGGAGAGCUAGAAGAGAAUUCCGAUGGGGCUUUCAAACUUCCCGAGUCCGGCGGAAGGCGUUCUGCCAUUGUUGGUGGUGAACGCCGUCAUCUCGGCGGCUCUGUUGAAGAACGCGGUGAGAUCUAUGCUCCGAUUGGUAGGUGUUGUCUGGAGUAUUUCUCCGAAUGGGGACGAAGACGCUUUCCCAAUGCGGGAGGGCGCCGGAGAACGGAGGCGGGUGUCGAUAACCCAGUUUAAGAUUUUGUGCGACAGCAGGUCCGGCGUGGUCGCGGGCGCCGGAAGCGAAUGCGGAAGCCGCGACCGAUGGGGGGCUUUGACGGAGUGUUGUGUGUGCUUGUGUGGGUUCGAAGGGGAAGAGGAGGUGAGUGAGUUGUCGUGCAAGCAUUUCUUCCACAAAGGCUGUCUGGAGAAGUGGUUCGACAAGCAGCACACAUCGUGCCCUCUCUGUAGAUCUGUGCUCUGAGCAUAACCUUUUAUAGGGUUUAGUGGGUUUAAGAGAGGAAGACAUGGGUUGCUCUUGGUGGGUGUUCGUACGUGGGCGUGUGUACAUAUGUGUGUGUUGAAGUAGUGAAGAAGUAAAGAAUGAAAGAAUGAAAACACUUUCGUUGUGAUUAUUGAUUACUGCGUUACAUUUUUAAUAAAAUAUGUUUUGGGAAA
Molecule: messenger RNA, 1232 nt
Organism: Malania oleifera
Lineage: Eukaryota; Viridiplantae; Streptophyta; Magnoliopsida; Santalales; Ximeniaceae
Product: probable E3 ubiquitin-protein ligase XERICO
Exons: 2
Coding region: 598-1038 (146 amino acids)
Molecular function (GO): zinc ion binding
Source: RefSeq, a predicted model, not a curated record